Molecule: messenger RNA, 630 nt
Organism: Cetraspora pellucida
Lineage: Eukaryota; Fungi; Glomeromycota; Glomeromycetes; Diversisporales; Gigasporaceae
Source: the annotation of a GenBank genome assembly
AUGUCUAUAUAUGCUCCCGACCAUACUUCAACGUCGACCGCAGAUGAUGAUAAUCAAAAAACUAUAAUGGAGUUAAACGUUUCUCGGGUUAGAACAGCCUUAUUUCAACCUUUGAGAAGUGAUGACCAUAAUGAACGUGCAAAACAAUUGGAUAAAAUUAUUGAUGUUGUUAAAAAUUGGGCAAAAGAUUGUUAUUCUGAUUAUGAUGUUAUUACUAUUGAUGUUUCCUCCGAAAAUCAAGUACCUUCUCCUCCUUCUCUUGCUACGAUUGACUCUUCUAAAAGGUCUUCAAUAUCUGAUGGUAGUAUUCCGGUAAAUCAUCCUGCUUCUUUAAAUUCUUCUCUCAUAUUCACUGAUGAUCCACCUUCGGGUUCGGUUUCUUCGUAUGCUGUUUCUCCCAGUGUUGAUGACAGUCCAAAUAGUUCAUCUAUUCAAAGAAGCGAUAGUAUUCCUCGUAGAAGUUCUGUGGAUCAAGAUAUUUAUGAUGGAAAUACUGAAAAAGUCCUGAAUCUUAUUAUUUACACAAUUUUACGCAUGUCUAUUGAUUGUCCCUUCGAGGAUGUUCGUCGAACUUUUACAAAAUUUCUUAUAGAUUUAAGGAACAGGCUUUUUAAAGUAAUUACAAAGUAA